GGAACGUCAGAGUAAAACUCGUGUCGUUUUGAUAAUUUAACAACUAACGUUGCGCUGUUUUUUAGUUACUUAGACACGGUGAGAAACACAAAAACUAUAGACGACGAAACGAUUCCUCAAACGCAGAAGUCUUCUCCUUCUCUCGACGGAUUAAGCUUUUACACAGAAGAGGAGAGAUAUGGAUCAGAUACUGAACAAAGUUGGCUCUUACUGGUUAGGGCAAAAGGCAAACAAAGAGUUCAAUUCCGUCGGUGACGAUUUCAAUUCAUUGUCUAGCAGUAUUGAAGGAGGUACCAAGUGGUUAGUCAACAAACUCAAAGGAAAAAUGCAGAAGCCAUUACCUGAAUUGUUGAAGGAAUUUGGUCUACCAGUUGGGAUCUUCCCACAGGAUGCUACAAACUAUGAAUUCAACGAAGAGACGGGUAAAUUGACUGUAUUCAUCCCUGAGACAUGUGAAGUUGGGUACAGAGAUUCAUCGGUUCUGCGGUUUUCAACUACGGUAACGGGUUACUUGGAGAAAGGGAAGCUAGCAGAAGUGGAAGGCAUGAAGACAAAGGUUAUGAUAUGGGUGAAAGUGACUUGUAUCUCAGCUGAUUCAUCAAAGGUAUAUUUCACAGCCGGGAUUAAGAAAAGCAGAAGCAGAGAUGCUUAUGAGGUAAUACGACCUGGUGUUGGUGUUGAUAAAUUCUAAAACUUAUAGAUCAAUUUUUAUGGGACAAUAAAGUUACAACUUCCUAAGUAAUGUUUUUGUGUGUAUGUUGUAGUACUUCUUGUGUAAAAAAAAAAUCUGAUUCAUCAAACCUUUACUUUUUAAUGUAUAAGAAUGUUGGUACUUGCUAGUUGUUACCAUAAAUAUAAUAAGGAGCGGAGCAGGGAACAACAUCCUUCGAACCAAUCCAGUCAUUAG
Molecule: messenger RNA, 907 nt
Organism: Arabidopsis thaliana (thale cress)
Lineage: Eukaryota; Viridiplantae; Streptophyta; Magnoliopsida; Brassicales; Brassicaceae
Exons: 3
Coding region: 179-691 (170 amino acids)
Source: RefSeq, marked reviewed